AGAGGAGGGCGCACCCUAUUCUCUCUUUAUAUGCACAGCAUUUGUUCUUGAAUCUCUCUGGUAUUCUCUUCUUCUCUCACACCACACCACACCACAGAAGAGUGAGAAAGGGAAUGUUCCACCCAGCUUCCAAGAAGCUAUCAACUAUGAAUUCUCAUCAUCAUCACCACCACGAGCGCCCCAUGUGCGUUCAAGGCGACUCCGGUCUCGUCCUCACCACCGAUCCCAAGCCCCGUCUCCGGUGGACCGUCGAACUCCAUGAACGGUUCGUCGACGCCGUCACUCAGCUCGGCGGCCCUGACAAGGCGACUCCGAAGACGAUCAUGAGAGUUAUGGGGGUGAAGGGUCUGACGCUGUACCAUCUCAAGAGCCAUCUUCAGAAAUUCAGGCUGGGGAAGCAGCCACACAAGGAUUUCAACGAUCAUAACUCCAUCAAGGAUGCGUCGUCGUCUUUAGAUCUUCAGAGAAACAACGCAUCAUCAUCAGGAAUGCUCAGCCGCAACAUGAAUGAUAAUGUUCAAAUAACUGAUGCAAUUAGGAUGCAAAUGGAGGUCAACAGAAGACUCCAUGAACAACUGGAGGUUCAAAGGCACCUGCAGCUACGAAUCGAAGCUCAAGGCAAAUAUAUGCAGACAAUUCUGGAAAAGGCCUGUCAGACCCUCGCCGGAGAAAACAUGGCAUUAGCCGCCGGCGGCUACAACAAACCCCCAAUGGGGCCGGAAAUCUCAGGAAUCAAAGAAUUCGGACCUGCUGCAUCCAUGAACUUCCCAUCUCUUCAAGAUCUCAACAUCUACGGCCCCACAGAUCAGCUCGAUCUCCAUCACCAGACCAUGGAAAGAUCUUCAUCCAUGGAUGCUUUCAUGGCGAGCAGCAACGACAGCUUCCUGACAACCAAAAAACGCCCAAAUCCAUACACCAACAACAACAAUAGCACUGCCGGGAAGAGCCCCUUGCUCUGGCCUGACGAUCUGAGGCUGCAAGAAUUAGGAAGUGCAGCAGCAGCUGGAUCGUGCCUGGAUGAUCACCACAUUCAGCUCGCCCCUUUGUCGAUGGAUAGAGGCAGUGAUGUCGAUUCCGUGACCGAUAUUUAUGAAAGCAAGCCUAUUCUUUCUGGAGAUCAGUCCAUUGGGGACAAGAAAUUCGAUUCUUCGGCAAAGCUGGAGAGGCCUUCCCCUCGCCGGACGCCGGUGGCUGAUCGUAUGAGCCAAUCCACCAUCAGCGCCGGCGGUCGAGCGUCGCCGUUUGGGUGAGCAACAAUAUUUUAAUUAAUUAACACUCUUUAUAUAUGGAAUUAGGAUGAUUAAUGCUUCUAAUAGAGGGUUUGGAUUUUUAACCUUAGAGAAAGAAUGAGUAGCACCAAAAAUGGCAUGUUUUAGCCAUUUUUUCUGCUUAAUUAUAUAUAUGUGACCAACUUUAUUUUAAUUAAAAUAACUCCUAGCAUGCUCUCUUCUCA
Molecule: messenger RNA, 1453 nt
Organism: Andrographis paniculata
Lineage: Eukaryota; Viridiplantae; Streptophyta; Magnoliopsida; Lamiales; Acanthaceae
Product: myb family transcription factor IPN2-like
Exons: 6
Coding region: 114-1250 (378 amino acids)
Molecular function (GO): DNA-binding transcription factor activity; DNA binding
Source: RefSeq, a predicted model, not a curated record